UUUUACGAUUUCAACUUUUUAACGACAACCAACAACCACAGCAGCCCAUAACGCCAUAAACCGGUAAUUGCUCUCCCAUUGACCUCUCUCUAUCACUUGUACACCGAUUCGAUGUCAGAUUCGAAAUCCUUGGACAAAUUGCGUUCCUGCGAUCCUCCACCGUUUUUCGCUCGACCCCAACCACCAUCACCACCCUCCAUGACAGAGAUAUAUACUGACUUCAAGCCAUAGCCAUCAUGGGAAAAGGAAAGCCACGUGGUCUUUUGGCAGGAAGAAAAUUACAGAACCAUCGACGAGAGCAAAGGUAGCGCGAUUCGUCUUCCAGAUGUUGUCGAGAAUGAUAAUUCUGAUGCUAUUCACAGAUGGGCCGAUCUUUCAUACAAGAAGCGUGCGCUCGGCACAGCCUUUAAGUCCUCGCCAUUCGGAGGUUCUUCUCACGCCAAGGGUAUCGUUCUCGAGAAAGUCGGUGUCGAAGCCAAACAACCCAACUCCGCUAUCCGAAAGUGUGUCAGAGUUCAAUUGAUCAAGAACGGAAAGAAGGUCACCGCAUUCGGUAGGUUCUGGAUCUCAUCUUCUACGAAUAACGGUAUAUGGGGGGACUGUGAUGUUUGAGUUCAAUGGAUUGGGGAAUGUUAUGGGAUAUAUGCAUGGGGACAUCUAUAGGAGAAUAUGGACAUAUGGAAAGAUCAAGGCUAACUAUGUCCUUUUCACAGUACCAAAUGACGGUUGUCUCAACUUCGUAGACGAGAACGACGAAGUCCUACUCGCUGGUUUCGGUCGUAAGGGAAAGGCCAAGGGAGAUAUUCCUGGUGUCCGAUUCAAGGUCGUCAAGGUCUCUGGUGUCGGUCUGUCUGCUUUGUGGAAGGAGAAGAAGGAGAAGCCAAGAUCAUAGAUUGGUUCUUCAAUUUUCUUUUGCGCGAACGGGAUUCAAAAUGAGGCAUGGUGUUCAUUUUGCAAGGUGCGAUGGCCACGUCAUAUAAAGGAUGGGCUUAGCAUUAUGGGAUGCGAGUGAGAUAUCAGCAUUGAAUCACACCACCUACUACAAAGUUUGGAGUUUUUUCAAGAUGCAUAUUUGAUGAACCGGUGCAUAAUCUCAAUAUACGACAAUGAGAAUUGUGGAGGAUUAAAUUCUCGAAACUACGAAAUCACGAUUCCAAUUUCUACAUAUAUUUCUCAGCCAUGACAGCAUGAAGUUGACCUCACUUUGAAAUUGACCACACGUUAGCAGGGGACGUGCAAUAUCUGUCAAUUGGCGCUUCUUUGCCAGUUUCCUGCCUUCUCUGCUUCCCGCCUCUCCAUUGAUAUUCUAAUUCUUCCCAUUUUGUGUUCUCUCUUCAUAUUCUCGACUAAGCGGCA
Hymenoscyphus albidus is the source of this 1356-nucleotide messenger RNA. The record is from the annotation of a GenBank genome assembly. NCBI's taxonomy places the organism in Eukaryota, Fungi, Ascomycota, Leotiomycetes, Helotiales, Helotiaceae.